Molecule: messenger RNA, 849 nt
Organism: Alternaria conjuncta
Lineage: Eukaryota; Fungi; Ascomycota; Dothideomycetes; Pleosporales; Pleosporaceae
Exons: 1
Coding region: 1-849 (282 amino acids)
Source: RefSeq, a predicted model, not a curated record
AUGUUCCCGGAAACGCACAUCCACAUGCUCAUCGCAACGCUCGCCCUCCUCCUCCCCACCCUAACAGCCCUCUACAUCCACAAAGACUACCGCGCCUUCCUCUCCCUCGGCCCCGGCGGCACCCCAGCAACCCCCCUCGGCUACCUAAAAAUCAAACUCCUCUCUCUAAUCUGCCUGCGCGACCCCCACCGCCCCAUCGCCAUCCCCCCACACUUCCGUCCGCAAAAAGGCUAUUUCACCGCCUCCUCGCUACCCACUCGCAAAGGCACGAAACCGCUAAUCCGCGGUAUUGCGCCGCAGAGACAGCAGACGCAGAAGAGCGGGCAGGCGGUUUAUGCGUGCUUGGUAGCCAAGAUCAAGGGUCUUGCGGCGGAUCCGGGGAAUAGGUUGUUGGAACGUACGAGUUGCUUUGAGAAGCAUAGUUCGGGGUUGUUUACCAGUGUGCCGAUUACGAGGACGUGUGGAGGCGAGAUUUGUCAUGCGCAUCCGAGUGAUGGGUCGAUGCAUAUGACGUUGCAUCCUGCGGAUGCGAAUCUGUUGAUUGAGAUGGGGUGGGGUGAGAGACAUCCACUUGCGAGGGGGGGUUGGUGUAGGAAGUUUGUGCCGAGAGAGUUUAUGCUGGUUUAUGCGCCGAGGGAUGAGGCGGAGGUGGAGGUUGUGGCGGAGGUUAUUGCGGCGGGGAUCUGGUGGGUUAGUGGUGUUGAUGUUAAUGGAGAUGCGGAGGGGCCGAGGAGGAAGAGUGCUGAUGUUGCGGCUCUUGGCGAGGAGAUGGAGGGGAAGGAGUGUUGGGCUUGUAGGGUGAAUGGGUGUGGAGGAAAUCAGGUUGAGAAGAUGACGAGCGAGGCGUGA